GUAUUUUCCAGCCUAAUUAAUCCUGUGUUUCUGAGACCCGAGACCGCAGUGCCCGAGAGCUCCGAGCUCACUGUGGGGCGGGGGAGCCGCCAGGACGCUCGCAGCAGCACCGCUGCCGUUCCCGCGCCGCUAACGCUGCGCGAGGGCCCCACACGGGCGUGCUCCGGCCCCGCCUUCCCCGAGCCAGCGCUCCCGGGCACCGCCUCCCUCGGGCUGCCGCCGUCCCACCCCGCCCUAGGGCGUACCACGGGAGGUGGCAGCGCUUCUUCCUUCUCUGCCCUCCCCGCCGGCGGUGCGAGGCCGCCGCUGUCCCGCCCCGGAGCGGCCAUGGCGACGCGCCGUGGCAGUAGGUUAAGGACCUUUUCUACAAAGCCUGGGGAACCUUCUGAAAUUGUAAAUGCUGGAAUUAAAAGUCUGUAUUUGACACCUCGCAUGAAACCGAAGUCAGAUGUGUGCUUUGAGAGCAUGCCAUCAGAAAUGCUGCUGGAGAUAUUUUCCUAUUUGGAUGCUGUGUCCCUACUGUCUCUUGGUUGUGUGAAUAAGCGCUUCUAUGAGCUGGCCAAUGACAAUGAAAUUUGGCUGAAACUCUAUUCCAGUACUUUGCACUCAAAAUGGAAAAUGAAGUCUAAACAAAUGGAAGCUGUUCCUUUGGACUGUGCUGCUCUACAUGAUAAAAAGCCUGGGUACUGGAAGAAGGAAUACAUCUUCAAACAAACGUGUGCCUUCAAAACUAGAGUAAUGCGGCUUGUUAAAUUUCGAGAUCCUUAUACAGGUCUUCCAUGUAAAAACAAAGAAGCUAUGAAAGUCUCUGGUUUGAGUUGGAUAAUUGUUCUAAAGGACAAAAAUGGAAAAGAACAUUCAGCAGAGAAGCCAAACCUAUCAUUUAAGGACACAUCUGUUACCAUACUUUGGUAUGGUACAGACUGGCCAAGCUUAGACGUCCUGUCAACCCUAAAACUGUUUGGAGUUACACCUUUGCUUCCUGACCAAAGCAGACCCCCCAACAAGAAUGGACCUCGUCGAUUUUCAUUGAUUGCUGAAUACCAUCUUGCUGACCUGACUGAAAGUAGUGUAGCACUUGGUGCUGAUAAGCUUGUGCAGCUCUUCAGUCUGAGUCCGGGACUGUUAUUAGGAAUCUGGAAGGAGAAAAAUGAAAUUGCUUUUGUUAUGGCGAAUCUUCAUUAUAAUCAACUUCUUGAGAGAAGCAUUUUGGGUUCUGCUACUGUUCAAUAUGCUGUUCCACCUGAUAAACCUUUACUGGAUGAUAUUGACUCAGAAUAUGGACUUCAUGACUACAGCCUUCAUCUUGAUUUGCAUGGCAGAAACUGCAUGUACCUGUGUGGAUCAUUCAAGUGCCUCUUCUGCAGAAAAGGUGACAUUGAAAAUGGAUACCUGAGGCUCAGAGUUGUAAACUUAAAGGAUAAUAGGAAGCACUUGCCUAUUACUGGGACACUUGGCAUAUGCUGGGAAACAGAUGUGCUUAAAGGCAAAGUAAAGGACUGCUUUGUGAUGGAUCUGACUCUCUUGGAUGAAACUGGAAAGCCCUUCUGGUGUUUUAGUGCUCCCCUCCACAUGGAAUUGUCUACCAAGUCAUCUGGCCUUUAUGACUAUAUGGGUCAUAUCUAUACUGCAGAUUAUGCAGAUUCAGAGGGUAAAGUCUGUGUUAAGUUUGUAUGGUUGGAGGAAACCGAGGAAUAUGUUAUAGUCAGUUUGGUGCUUUAUGUGAGCACCAAAAAGGUAAAUAGCUGGUAUGGAACAAACUACUGACUUAAUUAGGUCGCUAAUUUCCUGCUUGCUAAUUUCCUGUUUGCCUGAAAAAGCAAACCAAACAAACAACACUCCCACAACAAAAACCCACAAACUGUUGAUGCUUAACAUUGACACCAACAAGCAAGACUCCUCCUGCAAGUUUUCCAGUAACAGGUGCAAUUGCCUAAUGUUUUUAAUAGGCAGUUAAGGGAUCAAACAGACAUAUUGAUAUAACUGAUAGGCUUUCUUCUCUGUUGAACAUUAGUCUGUUUCUCACUGGCUAUAGUGAAAUUAUUUUUAGGAAGAUUUUUGUUUAUAGACACUUGUUAUUAUGGUUAAGGAAUUGCUUCUUUUGAGAGCCGUACUGUGAAGAAGCCUUACCUUUCAUAAGUUGCACUGGUUUUGAGAACAUUGACUUUUAUGCUUAGUAAUAAAACAGCAUGUGUGUUAUUUGCUCCAGGUUUGUUGGAGUGUUAUUGGUAAAUGACAGGUUUUGUUAAACACAUUUUAUUAAACGCUUUUCCCAGAAAAACUUCACUUAAAUAUAUUUUAGUAAAAGAUUAAAAGGGUAGAUGGGGAGGCAGAUCUGAAAAAAUAGGUAUUUGUUAAGAAAGUCAUGUGCAAAACCUAUUUAUGACAUUUCUUUAAAUGCCUGUUUGUUCUGUUUUCCCAUGUUCUAACCUUGUCUGAUUUGAGCCUAGGUAUUUGCCUCACAUACUGGUCUAUGAGUAAGUGUCCCAAUUAUCAGCCAACCUGAGCUGAUACUUGUUCUUAUGAAUGUAUGGUAACAUUCAGUUGUUUUGGAAACAAUGUAAAUCUAACAAUAUGAAUCCAAUUAAAAAUUGAAUAUGUGUGCCUGA
Molecule: messenger RNA, 2609 nt
Organism: Prinia subflava (tawny-flanked prinia)
Lineage: Eukaryota; Metazoa; Chordata; Aves; Passeriformes; Cisticolidae
Gene: FBXO15
Product: F-box protein 15
Exons: 10
Coding region: 328-1767 (479 amino acids)
Cellular component (GO): SCF ubiquitin ligase complex
Molecular function (GO): protein binding
Source: RefSeq, a predicted model, not a curated record